AUGUCCGGCUCAGGUGAACACCACUCUGGUCACUCGAGAGAUACUGCAAUCGACUUAACGUCAUCACCCAGCGCAACAACAGCCACGCCAUCACGGUACUCCCAGUCGAUCAGAUUAGCACAGGCACGGGCUGCAGCUUUCACAAGAAACGAACUGCCCUCCCUGCCCGAUCCUCAUAAUUCCCAGAGGUCCAGCGAGAUCGGUCUCCCACAAUGGCAAGCCGACGCCGAUGCAAGUCAUUGCCCGGUCUGCGAAAAUGAAUUCACGUUUUGGUAUCGAAAACAUCACUGCCGCAAAUGUGGGAGGGUAGUUUGUGCAACAUGCUCGCCACAUCGCAUCACCAUUCCUCGA
Dissoconium aciculare CBS 342.82 is the source of this 351-nucleotide messenger RNA. RefSeq lists its product as uncharacterized. NCBI's taxonomy places the organism in Eukaryota, Fungi, Ascomycota, Dothideomycetes, Mycosphaerellales, Dissoconiaceae. The record is from RefSeq and is a predicted model, not a curated record. The transcript has a single exon. Gene Ontology annotation, molecular function: metal ion binding. The annotation marks the transcript as partial.